CGUAUCUGUAGUUAUAUCCGUUAAAGAUUCUCAACUCGCUUGGCGUGCCCUUGCAUGACUUCGACCCACUCUAAAUGACUGCUGUACCGACGGUUGAGCCUCGCGGGCUCGGUUUGGCUCAACUCAUUACCUCUAUCAUCUUUGGUAUUCUUACUACCGUUGUUGUAUUUCUGCGGACGUUUAUCCGCGUCAAGAACCGUGUUUUUGGAGCUGAUGAUAUGUUGAUGGUUAUUGGAUAUAUUUUGUUUAUGAUACUUGUCGGCGUAAGCUCUCAAGGUGCCUACUAUGGAGCAGGUCAACGAGACGCCGUCCUUCCCGAGGGUAUUUACCCUCGUGGAAGGUUUUAUGUCUGGCUCUUCCAAAUAUUCUACUGCGCAUCCCUCGUCUUCAUAAAAGCCUCUAUUUGCGACGCCCUACUAAGAAUCGCAGUCAUACCAUGGCAUAGAGUUGUUGCAUGGAUGACCCUUGCCAUGGCUGUCAUUUGCGCCAUGAUUGUCUUCAUCGGUCUCUUCGUGCUUUGCAAGCCAUUGUCAGCGACUUGGAAUGGUGACGGAAAAUGCUCACCACCUUCGGUUUUGGCCAUUCUGGCUUGUUUUGUCUCGGCCUCAUCGAUAUUGACUGACAUUAUCUGUGCAGCACUACCAGCGUUGAUGUUGUACAAAGCGCAGAUGAAAUUUGCGACAAAGGUUUCCAUCAGUAUGGUGCUUGGGCUUGGUGCUCUUGCUUCGGUUGCUACAAUUAUCCGAAUGCCAUUUGUCCUGUUUUACUUCCACCCUAAUCCGGACUAUCUUUAUCGGCAUUGCCACGUCGCUCUGUGGAGUACCAUCGAAGCAGGAAUCGGUAUCAUAGCUGGUUCUCUCCCUGCUUUGAGAAAGUUUGUCAAACGCUGGAUUACAUUUGACAGCUCAGCUCGCCAAUAUUCGCCCCCGAAGCUAUACGGAGGGGGAUCACGUGGGUUGGGGAUCACCAGUCAUAUCGCUACCGCAAACCGUGUGAAAGGAUACAACAUAUCACGAGACGUGGGGAAUGACGGCAAGGAUCACUGGGAUGGCCUUGAUGAUGGCUCAUCUAGGAAAAGAAUUAUGGUUACCGUAGACGUGGAGAUGCACACAUUGCAGAACAAUGCGGAAUCGAUAGGAUCGGCCCGAUCUCGUGUCUCGGAUGAGACAUAUGCGAGACCAGCUUAGUAUAGUCACGGUCGAGUUGGGAAUGCCCUAUACUGGCAAUAUGUUAUAUUUCUUCAUUCUCAUAGUACCAUUACUUUGCUUAACCUAAUAAUACACCAUCA
This is a messenger RNA of Fusarium verticillioides 7600, 1288 nucleotides long. RefSeq lists its product as hypothetical. The transcript is spliced from 5 exons. NCBI's taxonomy places the organism in Eukaryota, Fungi, Ascomycota, Sordariomycetes, Hypocreales, Nectriaceae. The record is from RefSeq and is a predicted model, not a curated record. The coding region runs from base 75 to 1187 and encodes 370 amino acids.